AUGUCUUUGGUUGAUGCUUACUUCUCAAUCCAAACAUUUUUCAUCGUAUUGAGGGAAACUUUGGAAUCAGCUAUAAUAAUUAGUGUUCUAUUAUCAUUUGUUCAUCAAACAUUUAACACAAACCGAAUUGAUUUAAAACAAAACGAAUCAAACAAUACGGAUGACAAUCCUCCAAAUCUUACAAAUGGACAAUAUCAUGCUGUUAGUCAGACUACUUCGAACUCCACGUCUAUAAGUUUGGAGGAGAAUCAAAAUGAUGAAAAAUUAUGUAAUUUCUUAAAAUUACAAAUUUGGUUUGGCGGAUUAUUGGGUAUAUUAGUCUGCUUAAUGGUUGGAUCAGUUAUUUUAGCAGUAUUUUAUUUUAUUGGAAAUGACUUAUGGUCAGUUACUGAACAUUAUUGGGAAGGAACUUUUUCAAUUCUUGCAAGUAUAAUUAUAUCAGUCAUGGGUAUUAAAAUUUUAAGAGUAAGUAAAAUGCAAGAUAAAUGGAAAUUAAAAUUGGGUAAACUUAUUAAGCUGUCUAGAUUUUUUAACACCAUUGAACAUGCAGAUGAGCAUAUUGUUGUCAAACCUCAUGGUGGUAUUUUCAAUCGAUUUGAAUUAUGGUCAGAAAAAUAUAGUAUGAUUAUUUUACCUUUUGUAACUACUUUAAGAGAAGGUUUAGAAGCUAUAGUGUUUAUUGGUGGAAUUGGUAUAAACGAAAAUACAUCAAUCUGGGCAAUAGUAAACGCAGCUAUAGCUGCUCUAAUCAUUGGUUCAUUAAUUGGUGUAGCCUUGUAUCGUUCUGGUAACACUUUAUCUUUACAGUGGUUUUUAAUAAUUUCAACUUGCUUCUUAUAUUUAGUUGCAGCAGGAUUAUUUUCAAAAGGGAUUUGGAAUUUCGAGUUACAACAUUUUAUUGAUCAAUGUGGCGGUCAGGAUGUAAGUGAAACAGGACAUGGACCAGGCUCUUAUGAUAUUGCAAAAAGCGUUUGGCACGUCAAUUGUUGUAAUGGUGAAAUGCAAGAAGAUGGAGCUUUUUGGAUGAUUUUUACUGCUAUUUUUGGAUGGACAAAUUCAGCGACAUAUGGAAGUGUUAUUGGAUACAUACUUUAUUGGGUAGUAAUAAUUAUAGCUUUCACAUCUUUGACUUUUGAAGAAAAAUAUGGAUACUUACCAGUUAUCCCCAUUAGUUGGCAAAUGAAAAGAAUUCGAAAGAGAGUUGAUUUAUACCAACAAUUACCUAAUGAUCAAUCAGAUCCAAGACUUACAAGGGUAAGUGUUGAUUCCAUCAACUCUUCAACUCCGUUACAAUAA
This is a messenger RNA of Lodderomyces pseudojiufengensis, 1296 nucleotides long. RefSeq names its product Fth1p (gene FTH1). Gene Ontology annotation, biological process: iron ion transmembrane transport. The record is from RefSeq and is a predicted model, not a curated record. Gene Ontology annotation, cellular component: fungal-type vacuole membrane; plasma membrane; high-affinity iron permease complex. Gene Ontology annotation, molecular function: ferrous iron transmembrane transporter activity. Lineage: Eukaryota; Fungi; Ascomycota; Pichiomycetes; Serinales; Debaryomycetaceae. The transcript has a single exon. The coding region runs from base 1 to 1296 and encodes 431 amino acids.